Hypoxylon trugodes is the source of this 1763-nucleotide messenger RNA. RefSeq lists its product as uncharacterized. The coding region runs from base 152 to 1441 and encodes 429 amino acids. The transcript has 3 exons. The record is from RefSeq and is a predicted model, not a curated record. NCBI's taxonomy places the organism in Eukaryota, Fungi, Ascomycota, Sordariomycetes, Xylariales, Hypoxylaceae. Gene Ontology annotation, molecular function: protein kinase activity. Gene Ontology annotation, biological process: protein phosphorylation.
UAGGUAUGCAUGAGAAUAGAAUAGGUGCCUGGGGUGGAUUGUUCUAUGAAUCUAUAAAUCGUGGUGGACCACCUUGGCUCCUUACCAGCUACCAAGUUUGCUGAAAUACCGAUUUUAUCCCAAUGCACGGCCGAAAGACUAUUUUCGAAAGAUGAAUAUCAAUCAAGAGGGAUUCGGCCGUCGCCUAGAUGUUAUACAGAAAACCCUAAAACAGUAUAACUUAAAGUCAACGAAAGUUACACCGAUUGCCUAUGUCGAACAUUGCCCUUUCUAUUUCAAUAACUACAUAUACAAGAUAGAUCUCGAAUCUCCGGCGGUUCCGGCAACAUUCCCGAAGAAUCAAUCAUGCACAACGUCUCCUCCCGAGAAUGGCGUCUCAACAAUAGUAUUGAGGAUGAGCAACCCUCUCGCCGAAGGUCUUAAUAACGCCAACCGUGUGGAGAAUGAUGUGGCGUCUCAAUAUCUUGCACGGCAAUCCAUUGAAUCCGCGGGGUUGCCUCUUGUGGUGCCUGCUGUCUAUGCUUGGGCGCCGUGUAGGUACCCGGAAGUACCAGGCGAGGCUGGGUUCGGGUGGACGAUAAGCGAGUUCAAACCGGGAUCAGACUUGGAUGCCGAAUUCGCCUUGUUGGAGUUGUCCGAUGCAAUAGACGCCGUUCAUCAACUAGCUAAGAUCUUUACUGCCAUACAGAAAGCCAAAAUCCCCGAGACAGUCACCAGAUACGGUGCGUUGACUCUAGAUGAAAAUGGCGUCAUAAUAGGCGGGCAGCCACCGUUAUUGAAGGGUGGCCCGUUUGGUACUUACGCGGAAUUAUGGGUUGCUAAGCUGCAGACGCAGCUAGCCGACGCUGAAAACAGCUCGCUGCUUAAAGGAUGGGAGGAAGGAGGGGCACGGGGGCGCAUUGAUAAGUAUAUUGCAGCGGGUGGCGUUGAAAAGGCGCUGCAGGCUGUGGAUAACCGAAGAGUACUGGUACAUGGAGAUCUGACUCUGAACAACGUGUUAUAUGACAAAGCGACGAAGCGCAUCACAUCAGUUCUCGAUUUCGACUGGUCAGCUGUCACUCAUCCCUGUGAUGAAUUCCUGACAGGUCUUUGGGAUAUAGGAGGCGGGAUCCACGAGAGGAAUGAAAUAUUCCAGCCAAUGCUUCUAUCCGGGGACUUCAGUGCGCGACCCGAGGGCUUAUCGGAUGAAGAGGUUAGAAAAUGGGAGGUGGCUAAAGCUUGGGAUGCAGCCAUCACUCAAGCGGGUGCCAUACGACCGAGUGACGUCACGGGUGUGGACGGAAUACAAAUGUUAAUAGAUCUGGAGGAUUUGUUGUGUCCAUUUGAAUUGUCUAAUGAAGCCAUGCUGAAGCGUUUUUCAGAUGACGUGAAGCUGAAGAAGAGACAAGAGACGGAGGCAAAAAUACUGAAAUGGCUAGAUACUCAUGGGAUUACUCCGUAAUUCCAAUUCUGUCCUCUUAGACGGGAAGAUAAUCUUAUUCAUUUUUUAUGGGUUUGAAGCUCGUGACUAGAGUUGCUCCAUUUCAACACAGAGGACCGAUAAUGGUGAGAAUUGUUAAAUACCUAGGUACUUUAGCUUCGGAGUCGGAGAAGAAAACGGGCGAUAUAAAAGUGGCUGGAGCUCGGAUGAUGGCACUGUGAUAUCUUGGCACAUUAUCGAUAAUCCAUUUUGAGGUUAGUCGUGGCUGGAGCUGUCGGAUUGGUUCAAUCAGCCGUGACAUUUUCCCCACACGGCCAAAGCUAGAAAAAUUUUGGAGCUUUCU